Messenger RNA from Laccaria bicolor S238N-H82, 660 nucleotides. RefSeq lists its product as uncharacterized. The transcript is spliced from 7 exons. The record is from RefSeq and is a predicted model, not a curated record. The coding region runs from base 1 to 660 and encodes 219 amino acids. NCBI's taxonomy places the organism in Eukaryota, Fungi, Basidiomycota, Agaricomycetes, Agaricales, Hydnangiaceae.
AUGAGGCUAAAAGUCCAGUGCCAUGCCUUCUUGGUGGGCAAGGGACUCAUUGAAGCUAGCGAUCCAUUCUUCAGUGCAAUGCCACAUGAGAAUGCACCGCUUUAUAUAACCACCUGGAUUAUGCAUCAAUGUGAUUCAGUCAACCUGGAUGGCUCAGAGAAAGAUGUAAAUCAAGAGCGAUCAACAUAUGCACAUGCCCAGAAGAUGUGGGCAGCAAUGACCUAUGUCUUUGGGCGUAUCCAUGGACUUGGUACACUUCCUUGGCAUAAGGAUUCCACAGGAAAAAUGGUUGGGAACCCCUCUGUGUCUGUUGCCAUUUCAAGUUAUAUGGUCCAAGCAGGAGAAACAGCAACAAGUGCACAGGCAAUCGCAUCUAAAAAUUGCUCAGAAUGGAGGCAAGGAAAUUAUUUCAUUCAAUGUCUAGCUGAACUAAUAAUCGAAUCAUCAUAUACAGACAUCAAGCCAUUUUUUUGGCACCAACUCUCCGAAGCAGAGUGGCACUUGUGUCCAGUAACAGCACUUGCAGAGUGGCUUGCAUACUCCAAGAUUAAGCGAGGCCCUCUUUUCCCUAAAAUGAAUAAACACGAGCAAAUCCUCCAAAAUCAGUGCAUCUCCAUGCUCCAUAAGCACAGAGAAAUUCCUGGAAUGCUUCAGGAAUAA